AUGAUCGAGGUGCGCGACACUGACCGUGCCGGGCGGGGCGUCUUCGCCGUGCGCCGCCUCAAGGCCGGCACGGAGGUGGUUCGCGCGUUGCCAGCAGCGGCGGCGGAGGACCUCGCCGGCGACGGCACCGACGUCUGUGUCGACGAGAUGGAGGAUGCGCGCUUCUUUCUGGGGGCGCACGCGCGGCUUGGCCUCGCCGAGUCUAGCGGCCUCGCAGAGACGAGCGAUCUACUCGGCCGCGCGUAUUGCAACUCGCUCACGCUCUACGCGCCCGCCGAGCCGGCGGGCGACGGCGGGCCAAAGAAGCGUCCGCUUGCGCUGCCACAUCAGGCGAUCCGCUGCGUGAGGGUGGACGACUAG
Molecule: messenger RNA, 360 nt
Organism: Emiliania huxleyi CCMP1516
Lineage: Eukaryota; Haptophyta; Isochrysidales; Noelaerhabdaceae
Exons: 6
Coding region: 1-360 (119 amino acids)
Source: RefSeq, a predicted model, not a curated record